Messenger RNA from Dujonia railenensis, 2037 nucleotides. The record is from the annotation of a GenBank genome assembly. NCBI's taxonomy places the organism in Eukaryota, Fungi, Ascomycota, Pichiomycetes, Serinales, Debaryomycetaceae.
AUGGCGUCAAAGAGAAAGUCCAAGGGAUCAGCUCCAGCUACCCCCAGCAAUAAGAGACAAAGAGCAUCGGCUACACCCAAAAAGAAGGUGGUGAAGCCUGUGAACUUGACAGGGCUCUACUCUUCCAUUCUUAAGCAGGUGCUCACGUUGAAAGAUAAGGAAGACGAACGAGAAUUGGCAGCACCCUUUAUUAAGUUACCAUCCAAGAAAUUAUAUCCUGAUUACUUUACGAUAGUGCCCAAUCCAUUCACGAUUUCGGAUAUCCAAAAGAAGGUGAGCAGGGCAAAGUACAGCAAGACAGACUCCAGUGAGUUUGUGGAAGAUUUCAAGAAGAUCUCUGAGAACGCUGCGUUGUACAACGACCCUGAUUCUUGGAUUGUGGGAGACGCGGAAGAGAUUUUGGACUUUGUGAAUGACAAAUUGAGCGAGGGAGCUGUAGAAGAGGAUGACGAUGCGGACGAUGCUGCUGCUGAUGAGGAGGAGGUAGAUGAAGCAGAAGUUGGGGAGGAUGGACAAGAAGACGGAGAAGAAGAUGAAGAAGACGAAGAAGACGAAGAUAAUGAAGAAGAAGUACGCAAACCCCCUCCUAAAUUGUCGUUAAAACUCAAGAAACCCAAGGGGAGACCACUGAACGCAGAGAAGGCUGAAAGGGCAGCAGCAGCUGCUGCUGCGGCCGCUGCUGCCUUGGAGUCCACCGAAGAACUCACCUUGGCCGACCUACCAGAGCUCACCACUAUCCUCAUCAAAGCAGUAAGGGACCACAAGUUUCCUGGCUUGGGUCUUUUAAGCGAACCGUUCCUUGAUGAUAUCGACCGCAGAGACUACCCAGACUACUUCAAGAUUAUCCAGCAUCCAACAUCAUUUAAUAGAGUGCUUGCUGCCAUCAAGAAGAAGGGCUACUUCAAUCCAAAAAAAUCGAUGGAAGAAAACUUGAGCCAAUUCUAUGAAGAUACCACAUUGAUUUUCAGUAACGCCCAGUUGUACAACGACCCAAGUUCGUUAAUUCACCAGGAUUCGGUCAAAUUACAGGAGGUAUUUGAAGAAAAGUUUGACCUUUUGAAAGAAAGAGCAAAGCCUAAAAAGUUGAAACUUAAAUUGAAGCAGCCUGCUCCUGAAGAAAAACUCACAUUAAAAAUUGAAAGAAGAGGUAGAAAGAAGAAGUCUGUAGGGGAGAUUAAGGUUGAGUCUGAGGCUGGGGAAGAAAAUGAUGAUGUAGAAGUAGAGAGUGCUGAAGAGGAGGAAGGUUCUGAAGAGGAUGGUAUUAAUCUGGAAGACGAUGUCGAUAAUGGAGAUGACUCAAAACCAAUAUUACAAGCUGAAUACAACACUAUGGGUAAAAUCUCCAGUCAGCCUAACCCGAAAGAAUCGUUUAUCCAGCUGGUAAGUUUAUGCUCUUCUUCCAAUACGAUAACUGCACUUCAACAAAUGGCUCAGCAGGGCCAGCAGCAACAGCAACAGCAGGGGUUCCAGACUCUUGCUAAUCUCACAAAGAGUAAACAACUUAAGUAUACACUUUUCCCAUCACAUGCUCCAAUUCCAAACGCUAUCCUUUUCGAAUACAAAUUCCCAUCUAGAGGGUUUGCAGAUUCUUCGUAUACAUUGACCUUACCACAUGAUUCAACUUCCCUUGUGUCACUCAAAAUCUCACUCCAUGAACUCUUUUCCGACCUUAAGAAGUCUUACUUGGUCAACAACCAUGGGUUUGUGAAUUCGACGAAUGAUGAGGAUUUCCAAUGUCGUUUAUUCUUGAAUGAUGAGGAGGUCAAUACUGGUGGAGAAAUCUAUGAGGGAGAAAAAGAGGAUGAUAAAUUUUUGAACUUCCAAUACGAUUUGAAAUUGAGUCAAGGGUUGAACAUAUUAUCGUUUGAGCUUAAAGUAUCGCCAAGUCUUGGUAAGAAGAUAAAGAAAGAUGACCAAGAUCAAGGUGAAGAUCAAGAUGAAGGUACAGGUAGGCACACCAGACACCAAUUGCAACAAAUGAAAAUGACAUGGGAUGUAGAAAAGAUCAACUUUAUUAUUUGUAAUAAUUUCAAUUAG